GGGCUGCUGGGGAUGCCAAAAUGUUAAGUAAGGUGACCAGGAGGUGAUAUGUAUCCACCAUAACACAAGACGUCUGUCGCGAACGUCCCCCUGCAUUCUAUCAGGUCACAAAGCCCAAACUUGAAGUUACUUUUAUUUCUCACUGAUUGUCACUCCCGAUGUCGAAGCAAGUGGCAGUUGCUUGGCCAGCACAUUACGAGGAUGCAAGGAUUUACAUUUGGGGCUUUGGAGUCUACGCCAGUGGUACAGCUGCACUUGCCAUUUGCAAGCCUCACAUCGUUUUUAAGUUGGUGGAACCUCCGUUAUACGUUGCUGACAAGUACCUUGGUAUAGCCCCCGUCCAUCCUCCCGUCACUAUUGAGGAGUUUCGCGCUAAUGCUUUUGCGUGGGCUUUCGUUUUUGCCAUCGGCGGAAUCUAUCUUGUCUUUGGUGGGCCAUUUUGGAACAGGGGUGGCAAGAUGCUUCUCGAAGCAGGGCUUUUCACUCGUCUCAUAUACGUUGUGACAGUAUACGCUCUCUGCUUUUUCACCGAAUACGGCACAAAUCUUGCGUUUGUUGUUGCAACAAGCGAUUUGUUGUCAGUGCUCCUUACCAAAAGAGCCCUCAAGGCGAGCUGGGUUGAUUUGAUCUUCGGUCGAAAAGUGAAGCAGGUCCCUGUUGGUAAUUCUUCGCGAUAACGUACACCGUACUGUCUUGCUGCCAUCACACACAAUUCUAUGUUCCUGAUCUCACAAGAUGAGAGCGGGGGAUCUAAUCUAAUCUCCAACGAUCUUCGCCUAAACGCAUGCAUUCUAUCCAGGGAUUUCAGCUUUUGUCUAUUCUCUUUAUGAUCUAUUUACAGGAGAGGCUUCGAGAUGUAUUUUGAACAUGUGAGUUCACGUUAUGUGUUUUUCUCGUUGUCUUGUUCCUUUUGGGGGGGUUUGGAGCAGUUAAAUAGCUUCCGAGCCGAGUUCUUGUCAUGCGUGCGUCCCGUUGAUCCACAUCAUCUACGACAUGCCUCCGUUACGCUACGAUAGCGUUACAUAUUAUAAUACUACCAUAGAGUCGGCGCCGCUGCUGCUUCCACAAUUUGAUCUCAAACAUUCUAUGUCUCU
This is a messenger RNA of Somion occarium, 1094 nucleotides long. NCBI's taxonomy places the organism in Eukaryota, Fungi, Basidiomycota, Agaricomycetes, Polyporales, Cerrenaceae. The record is from the annotation of a GenBank genome assembly.